Molecule: messenger RNA, 2744 nt
Organism: Ochlerotatus camptorhynchus
Lineage: Eukaryota; Metazoa; Arthropoda; Insecta; Diptera; Culicidae
Exons: 2
Coding region: 33-2705 (890 amino acids)
Molecular function (GO): protein binding
Source: RefSeq, a predicted model, not a curated record
CACCAAGCACUGGAAGACCAGCCAGCGAAAUCAUGGAGCCAGAGGAAUUAAAUUUUGGAUUUGGACUGUUUGAUGAGUUCGCAGAAGACGAACUGCAUCCAUUGCAAAUGGACGAAUGUGAAGAUGGAGCAGAUGUCGCACGAAAUAUAUAUCUGCCAAUAAUGGAUGGGACGGAACUUCAUCGAGCAAUUAAAAAAAAUAGUCGAUCACUGGUGGAUGCAUUGCUGGCAGCGUAUCAAGCGGAUUUCGAUAAAAUCAGAGAUUAUUUGGUGCUGAAGCACCAGUGGGAUGCACUUGAUAGAAUUUGGCUGAGGAAUGUUAACCUCAUAGCGAUUGACGAAGAGCAAUGUAGGAAUUGCAAACUGUUAGAGCAAGGGGCACCAAAAUCCAGUGAUUUGAAGGAGGCCAUAUUCGUUGUGCUAAUGAGCCCUAUUGCAGGUGAAGAAGUUGCCGUUCUUCAUCCAAAUGAAAACAAUCGUCUUGAAGUUUUCCGAUUAGUGCGAACACUUGUUCCAAAUGGCUUUCUUUCGUGGAACUAUUCAGAAUCGAACGGUUCCCACGACACGUUCAUCGAAACGGCAGCUUCUUGCGGGAGAAACUAUAUCAUAACCCGCUUGUUCGAACUAGGAGCAGAUCUCAACCUUUCAGAUCAUAACCCUCUGUUGCCAGCAUGCUCAUCUCUUAAAAAAGACACGAUCCGUUGGUUACUGACGAAACAUUUCGAUGACUUCGAUUGUACCCAGAGGAACCCCCAUCAAAUGAAUGCAUUUUUGAUUCUAAUGCAAAAGAACAAUUCGGAAAUGAUGGAUUUUGUGAUGAUGAAAAUGAUAAGCUACAGGCAAAAGUACUACAACGAAACGGAGACAGAGGCAUUCAACAACAUUUUCCGUAUUGAAAAUAAAGAUCUCAACAAUCUUUCGAGUUUGACGUAUCUGAGAAAGGGUUCGAUGCAGGAGAAAAUAGAAGCAUACAUCGUGAACUUCAAACUGGAUUUAUCCUACCAAUGGGAAAAUGUUAGCAUAUUGGUUUGCCUUUUGUGCAGGAAAAUGGCUUUGGAAUAUUGCCGGGAAGAGAUUCGAAGGAAUCCCAAUCUGUUGGGUAUAAAAAUUUACGGUGAAAUAACAGUGUUGCAUGAAUGCAUUCGUCUGGGAAUGCUUGAUAUUUUGAGUGAAAUGUAUGAACGGAAUCCGGAGGUGAAGCAGUAUUUUGAAACCGACAGAGGCUAUGGCUGUCUAGGUGAAGCACUUUACAAUAAACGCACAGAGUCAACUAUUUUUGUUCUGGAAAACCAUGCAGGAUUUUUCUUGAGCAAUUUAGACAAACUGAGAGAAGACGUGGUGCUGAGCAAAUGGCACAGUUCUGAUUUCUAUGAAACGCAUGGCGAUUUGUUGGCAACACAUUUUCCUGUGUUCGCAACGGACAUUACCGAGGGUAAAAAGAUAGAACCGAAACUCUAUCCUGGUCAUGAUCUUCAACUGGCAUUUCAAAAUUUGAACUUGCAAUUUGAUGAAUUUUCCAUCCAAGCAAAGGAUCCGUCGCAAUCGUUGAGCGUCAUUAAAGGCAUAAAUGACAUCACUCUUCUUCACUAUGCCGUCGAUAAAGACAAUGCAACACUGUUUGGCAAUCUACUUGAAGCCGGAUGUGACAUGGAUGUUAUCGAUAAUGAGGGAAAUCAUGCGAUUCAUUAUGUUCGAAGCAUUGAAAUGCUCAAUCUUAUCACUGAGAAGCACCCAGAAGGACGAUCUCUUGUGCAUCGGACCAACUUCGAAGGAUACUCCUUACUGCAUAAGGUUUUUUCGCUUGGAAUUGAUCAGAAGAACUUGAUUGUCCUUUUGGAAAAAGUUAUCGAAUUCGGCGCAAACGUCAAUCAGUUGACGAAUAAUGGUGAAUCUGUUGUCUUUUUUACUGGUAGCUGCUUAGUCCUAGACGUCCUGAGAAAGUACAACGUUAAUUUGGAAGUAGUCAACAAUGCAGGCGAAUCAGCUCUCGACCGCCAUCUGCGGUAUAAAAAUACCUGCAUGUCAACGGAACUACUGUCUCUCCUGCACAAGCGACCAUUUUUCAAGGAGCACGCUCACAAGUGCCUGGAUCCAUUUAUGUACUUGAACCGGGACUUUUUCAGUUGUGGGUAUCAACCCUUUCUGGAGAAAAACCCUGAAACGACUAAGCUCAUAUUUGACUCGGUCUACAAGAAGUCCCGAGAGGAAGCCUCUCGAUUGUUCUGCAAGGCUUGUAGCAGUGCACAUAUUUUUAUAACGGGCAGGUUUCUAGAAUUCGACUACGACCUGAACUACAACUAUCAGGAUGAGUAUGGCUACACGCCGAUCGUUGGUUUGUUCAGCUAUAUGGAAGAAUCAAACGCCCAUUUAGUACGACAGUUGCUCAAGAAGGGAGUUGAUUUGGAAAUUCGUAAUCAAGCGGGACGAAAUGCGCUGCUUACGCUGGCACAUAGAUUUAGGACAGCAAGGUGGUACGGCCAUAAUGUGGGUUCGGUUCAACUGCUACUGGACCAUGGAGCACGGAUCGAUAGCACUGAUGAAGAUGGAAACACUGCUUUGCACUAUGCAUUCAAGGAAUACGAAUGGGAAUUGGUGGAAUUGUUGGUGAAGAAUGGAGCGGAUCUUUCGGCAAAGAACAAGGACGGUAAAAUUCCGCUCCACAUGGCCGGCAGAAUGAACGAACAAUUGUUCAAGUUUAUGCACUGAGUUGGUUUAUGAUUAAAGUGUGUGAACAGGAUUGUGAAG